UUUUUUUUUAAAUUAAAUGAUCUAUAUAGUAAAUAUUCAAAUUUUUUAAUUUAUCCAACAUGAAAUUAAGUUUUCGUAAAACUUGCAAUAUAACAGUAUUUUUUAUUUUUAAUUGUCAAGUUUUGAUAGUGGUAUUUGGAGAAACUACUUUAUCCGAAAAUAGAACAUUAAUUGAUUAUGAAAAUUUGAAGAAUAAUACUUUGAAAAAAUUUAAUGAAAAUAAUCAUAAGAUAGUAAAGGAAUCGAAUUUUAGGAGAAGUGAGUAUACUAAAGAAAGUGAUGAGAAAUCUUCUUGGUUCUUAAAUAUACCACUGUUACCAAUGAUAGUGGCAACUUCGAAUUCAAUUCCUGAAGGUUCUUGUAAAAGGCAAUUACGAUUAUAUCUGGAUCAUUUAAAAAAUGGCACUUUAUGGGCGACUGAAAUGUUUGAUUCAUCAGCUAAAUAUCCUUAUGGAUUAUUCGGUGGUUUAACACGAUAUUUGGGAAGUUUUGAUCAAUGUGAACGAAUUCAAGCAAAAAUAAUAAAUAAUGAAAAUGGGGAAAUUGAAGAAAUUAUCAGUAGAUAUUGUUUGGUGGAUGUAAAAUUUAAAGAAAAAAAUGAACCGACAAAGUUUAUUGGAGAACACAAUAUAUAUUUUGAUCCACAAGUCUCUGCCUGGGAAGCCAUUCGAGAAAAAGGUGAUUUUCGUCGAUUUCCACGAUACUUAUUGCAAAUGGCAUUAUGUUUUCCCGCAAAAUGUCAAAUAGAGGACAUUGUUGUCUCAUUGAAAAAACCUCUUGAUGAAUUUAGUACAAAAUAUAAUAUUAGUGUCGAUGCUUCAAUAUCACCUAUGUAUUGUUCAAAAGAAGCUACAGAAUUUUCUAUCUAUGAUAAAAUUUUUUGUUUAACAUUUCUCUUAAUAUUGACUGUCGUCAUUCUCAGCACUAUUAUUGAUAAAAAUUCUGAUGAAAAUGAAGAACUUUCUUUAAUAACUUGCUUCUCGGCUCGCAGAAACUUUAAUAAAAUUUUUAGAGUAAAUUAUCAACAUCCCGGAUUUGAUAUUAUUCAUUCUCUUCGAGCUAUUUUCGCUUGUCUUACAAUUCUUGGUCAUAGACAAAUUCAAAAUAUGUAUGCGGGAACUAUCUCAGGACAAUAUUAUGAAUGGAUAUUGUCAACAUCUACUUUUGGAAUAAUGCACAAUGGUGCUGUGCUUAUGGAUGGAUUUUUGGGUUUGGGGGGACUGCUACUAUCUUUUUCUUUGUUGGAAUAUUGGAAUAUAUCAAAGAAGUUUAACUUUAUAUUUUUGAUCUUGAAACGAUUAGUGAGAAUACUACCACUUUAUAUGUUUAUUACAUUUGCAUAUGCAAUUGUAUUUCAUCGAUUAGGUUCUGGACCAUAUUGGGAAGCUAGUGUAGGAGCUGAUCGAGAUUCCUGUUCUUCAUAUUGGUGGACAAAUUUAUUUUUUGUCAAUAAUUAUUUUGGUGGCAAUAACAAGUGCGUGAUUCAAUCUUGGUAUUUAUCUGUGGAUGUCCAGUGUUACAUAAUUGGAUUGUUAUUAAUGAGAGGAUUUUACAAAAUGCCACGGAAAAUUGGUUACAUAUUUUUAGGUUUCACAUUAAUUGUUUCAUCUGCAGUACUAUUUCAUUUUACAUACAAACAUGAUUUAGAUCCAGUUUUAAAAAAUUUUGCAAAUAUAAGAAGAAUAGAAGAUACUGAAUAUUUCCUUAAUUAUUACUCGAAAACCGAAUUUCGUUUAGGUGGUUAUGUUACUGGAUUAAUUAUCGGAUGUUUUAUUUAUGAUUACAAAAAUUCGAAAUGGCGCCUCUCAAAGGCAUGGUCACAAAUUUUAUUUAUCCUUGUAUUUGGAGUAAUUUUUACCACAACAUGGAUGGGAACACUUUUCAUGAAUCCAAAUUUGAAAGUAACUGCUUUUGAAAGAGCUCUGUACGCAAGUCUGCACCGACCAAUUAUUGCAAUUGGCAUUUGUACUAUUCCCCUUCUAUUUACAAUUGCAGAUGGUUUAGAUUAUUAUUAUAAUAUAUUAGCAGCAAGAUGGUUUCAACCUUUAUCACGACUUUCUUUUGCCAUGUACUUAACUCAUUUUCUCAUUCAUCAUUAUGAAAUUGGUACAACAAAAACAGCAUUUCCCUUUUCUUUUUACAGUGCAUUUAAAUACUGGGCUGGAGAUAUAGUUUACUCAAUGUGCUUGGCAUUAUUCGUUGUACUUAUUAUAGAGCUUCCAAUAAACAAUUUUAUAAAUAUUAUAUUAAAAAGGAAGACAAAUCUCAUGAUACGAAUACCAUCACCCAAUACACAAAAAAAGACGAAAGAAUAUUGAAUAUGCAAAUUAUUAUUUAAUAAACAAUGAACUUUAGAAUUCCGAUCUCGUGAAUUUAAAUUCAACGAUUCAAAAUAUGUUUUAUAUAUAAAAUACAGGCGUGGAAAAUCAGAAGCAUAAUUGUUAUCAUUAUAUUAAUUAACAUAUUAUUAUCAUAUUAAUAAAUUUAAAUAUUAAUGCAAA
Messenger RNA from Leptopilina boulardi, 2501 nucleotides. RefSeq names its product O-acyltransferase like protein-like. NCBI's taxonomy places the organism in Eukaryota, Metazoa, Arthropoda, Insecta, Hymenoptera, Figitidae. Bases 60 to 2318 code for a protein of 752 amino acids. The record is from RefSeq and is a predicted model, not a curated record. The transcript is spliced from 12 exons. Gene Ontology annotation, molecular function: acyltransferase activity, transferring groups other than amino-acyl groups.